AUGGAUCAGCUUGCUCCCGAAUUGGUGGACCAUCUCUGCCUCUUUUUGGACAGACCAUCCCUUUGCUCCUUCCGCCUCACUUGCAGGGCCUUUGCUGCCAUAGCUGAAGAACAUCUCUUUCGCGACUUCGAGUUUCGUCUGUAUCCCAACCACCAUAGACUGUAUCAGCUGGAGCAGCUGGCGGCAAGGCCCUCGAUAGCAUCCCGACUACGCUGUGUCUCCUUCGAAUCUGGUAUUCAGCUAGAAUAUGCCGACUAUCGAUAUUGGCAGGCCGGAGAAUAUCACGAUAAGCAGAUCGUCUGGGAGCGAAGCCUUGUCGGAGCCAGCAGGGACGAGUACACCCAGUUUCACGAGCGUCUUCAAGCCAGGUUCACCACGGACCUAGGUCGUCGUUAUGAUCUCUACCGUUGGCAUCUCGAUCAACAAGCAGCAUCCAUGGCCGAAUCACGCGUGAGAAAUGUCCUGAUGCGUACGAUGGGCACGCUCAAGCAGUCGAGCCCCAACUUGCGACUCAAACUGAUAAUGGCCGAGCCUCAGAUCAGACUGGAAGACCUGGAGGCAUUCGAUCCUGAGAAGUACGCCAGCGACAAACCCUAUGAUCCCGAUCCGCGUCGGAGAGUUGCUAAUCGCCGCCAACACUGCCUGGAUCAUUUUAUCCAUUUUCUGCAGGCGGCCAACCUCUCGGGCUGUGAAGUAGCUAACCUCACGGCCAUCGAUAUCCCACAGCAACUUCUCGCCGUCGGUACUAUUCAUGGCUCUCAAGUAUUGGAGGAGACCUUCCAGGGGCUGAAGGCCCUUACCAUGAAAAUCAGCACUUUCCCUCACAGUGACUGGCUUUCUCGAAGUGGAACUGGGGAAAUCUACUUCGCCGGGAGAAAUCUGGCGGCAACAAGGCUCAGGAUGUUGUUGAAUCAUACCUCCGAGCUGGAGCACUUGGCCCUAGAAUUCCCCCCAGGACAAGAGUCUGAGUACUCAUUUGAUUUUUUCGAUAGGACGAACAUCGACCGUUUCCCCCGGCUGUGGCUACCGCAUCUCAAGUCUCUUUCACUCUGUCUUUUCAGAUGUACUUGGGAAGACUUGGCGGCUCUCCUGGGUGAGGGUAAAAAUCUCAAUUCAGUGGUGAUGAAGAACUGUCGGCUUGAGACCGGCUCAUUGAUAGAUGUGCUUGAGCAUCUUCGCAGGAAACGCCUUCGGAGGGUUGAGUUGCUUGGGACCUGGUACGUGGAUGCGGACUGCGGUGAAUGGCAUUCUCACAGUGAAGAAGAUUUCACAAGUUGCUUUGCUGCCACCUCGUACGAGGGCCCGUACGCCCAUACCGGCAUGCGGUCCAAGAUAGACGCGUUCCUCAAUGGCAGAGGAGAAUGUCCCCUGCCACGAUGGACCACAGAAGAUGAUCCUCCUCAAUCUACCGGACGCGACGUGACGCGACGCAGAUCAAACAAAUACGAGCUCACACUGUUCUCCCAGUUUGAUUUUCUCUUGUAUAUACCUGUGUUCACAGAACUCCCCACCGUCAUUGGUGCUCGCUCGUCGCUGCACAUCUCGCCGACCUCGCCGAGCGGCCGCUACUGGGUCCCACAGCCUCGUGACGCGCAGUCUUGUCGGACUAGCCACAGCACGGCCGCAACCGAUCAGCCGACCCUCGCGAGAAGUACCUGCGCCGCGGAAGAAGUGGCGGAAACCCAGACUCUUGACCGACCGACCCACACCUCUAUUGGAGAGUCCCCAGACAGAGACGAUAGCGGAAGUGUCUACCGACCAGAGCGACUGCGCUAUCCAAUCUUCGAGGUCCAGCUAGGCACGUACCGAAUCAACUAUUUAUCUAAGCCGAUGACGGAACAAGAAAUGCAGCGCAAGAUGCCCCUGCUCAAACUAUCCGUGUUCUUGUACCACCUGGGCUUCGCGGCGCUAGUAGUCUAUCUGCUACUGCUUCUCCGCUCGACGCAUCGAGAUCGAAAAGCCACAUAUGUCAAGACAUUGGAAGCGGAAGUAGCCAAACUUCGAGCUCGCGAUUCCGCGCAGGAUGCCCAAAUCCAAGCGUGCCGCAACACCAUCCGCCGUCUCAAAGAACUGAUCAGGUAUCACAAGAUUCCGUUGCCGUUGGAUUUGGCAUCAGAUCCCCAUAUCCAAAGCCCACAGGCCACCAUCGAGUUGCUCGGCUUUCCGGAUUCUCGGACACAACAGAUUCGUGCCCAGAUGCCACCUGAAACCGACUCGGGAUUUUUGGGUUUCGCCCCCGGGGCACAAAAUAUAUUAACUUCCUCCGACCUCCCCUAUGAUACCCUGCAUUCUGGCUCUACCACUUCUUCUAGCGAUCUGUUUUCUGGAUUGACCAUCAGCGAGGCUCCCACUAGUCUCCACGCCCCCAGCAUCUACUCACAAACUGCCAGCACUGCUCCCCCCGUGCCCCCAAUUUCGACCUCGAUGCAUCACCCACAAGGCCUCGGCGCCACGCAGGUGGGAGUCGAUUUCGUGCUUGCGCUGGAACACGUCUGUUUGGAACACCACGCUGCACACGCCACCACAGACGACGGCUCAGGUCACGAAAUGAUGCUCAUGUCUCCGAUCAUGUGGCAUUCCCCCGCUCGCUCCCAACCUGCCCGGCCUGCACAAACUGCCAGUUCAGCACACCCAUCUGGGCCAACGACGGCAACCACGGAGUCUGGGCUACCGACGGGAACAAGGUGGAACGUUCCCGCGAUGGAAUUGGAAAAACUACUUGAUUUCUCUGAUAAACUGUCUCUGGAUGGUGAGAUCACGCCCGUAGAAGCGUGGCAGAGGGUCCGCCAGCAUCCCAACUUUGGAGAUUUAACGAGAGAUGGGCUGGAAGCGCUAAAAGCGACCUUGUUGCCUGAGGUGCAUUGUUACGGGUGA
Fonsecaea erecta is the source of this 2874-nucleotide messenger RNA. RefSeq lists its product as hypothetical. Gene Ontology annotation, molecular function: DNA-binding transcription activator activity, RNA polymerase II-specific; transcription cis-regulatory region binding; protein binding. NCBI's taxonomy places the organism in Eukaryota, Fungi, Ascomycota, Eurotiomycetes, Chaetothyriales, Herpotrichiellaceae. The record is from RefSeq and is a predicted model, not a curated record. Gene Ontology annotation, cellular component: RNA polymerase II transcription regulator complex. The transcript has 5 exons. Bases 1 to 2874 code for a protein of 957 amino acids.